Tripterygium wilfordii is the source of this 1919-nucleotide messenger RNA. RefSeq names its product long-chain-fatty-acid--AMP ligase FadD32-like. The transcript has a single exon. The coding region runs from base 321 to 1706 and encodes 461 amino acids. The record is from RefSeq and is a predicted model, not a curated record. Lineage: Eukaryota; Viridiplantae; Streptophyta; Magnoliopsida; Celastrales; Celastraceae.
CACUCACUUAUGGCCAACUCAAUGACUCUGUUCAAUCUAUCUCUUCUCGGUUGCUGCUGCCAUUACAAAGAGGUGACACUGUUCUGAUUCUCUGCCCACCUGGUCUGGAGCUUGUUGAGGUCCUCUUUGGGUGUCAAAGAUCUGGCCUUUUGAGCAUACCCAUCUCCCCACCUGACCCUUCUUUUGCUCAUGAUAACUUUCAUCACUUAAUUAGAGUGAUUUCACAGACCAAACCCAAAGCAGCCAUUGCUCUCCCUGAUUAUAUUGCAAGUGUUCGACGAUAUGCCUCAUCCACCUCCAGCAACAAGAGGCUUGCAGAGAUGUUACAAAAUCUCAAAUGGCUAUCCACUGAUUACAUCAAACAUAAGAUUGAAGAUCAUUCAAGGUCGAUUACUGGUUCUUACAAUGGUUGCAAGCCUGAGGAGGCGUAUUUGAUUCAGUACACUUCAGGUGCAACUGGAAUACCAAAACCAGUGAUCGUGACUGCAGGAUCAGCUGCUCAUAAUGUCAGAACAGCAAGGAGAGCCUACGAUCUUCAUCCAAACAGUGUGAUUGUAUCUUGGUUGCCACAGUACCAUGAUUGUGGUCUUAUGUUCCUCUUACUUACUAUUGUUGCUGGGGCAACAUGUGUGUUAGCAUCACCAAUUUCAUUUGUCUCCCGGCCUAGACUCUGGCUCGAGCUGAUUUCGGAAUUCAAGGCUACUUGCACUCCGGUUCCAUCGUUCACAUUGUCUCUUGUUGUAAAACGUGGCGGGGUUGAUAAAGGAACUUCACCUAUCAAUCUAUCAAGUAUGAGGAAUCUUAUCAUCAUCAAUGAACCAAUUUACAGGUCAUCAGUUGAAGAAUUCGUGGAGGUGUUCAAGGGUUUUGGUCUGAAUGCAUCAUCCAUCUCUCCCUCUUAUGGAUUAGCGGAGAAUUGUACUUUUGUUUCGACGGCGUGGAAAAAUGACAACACAACAGGCUUUCCUAAUCUUCCCUCUCACAACAAGCUCCUACCAAUUGCAAGACUUGUUACUGAAGAUGAGGAUAUGAGCAUUUUACUUGUCAAUGAAGAUACUAAAGAACCUGUUGAGGACGGGAUAGAAGGCGAAAUAUGGGUUUUGUCUCCAAGCAAUUGUUCAGGCUAUCUUGGUCAUCCUUGUUUAACUCGCGAGAUAUUUCAAGCGAGACUAAGCAACAAAGUGAGCAAAUGCUAUGUCCGGACAGGUGACAGAGGCGUCGUCUAUGGACAAGAUAGGUUUCUCUUUGUGACUGGUCGAUGUUCCGACGUUAUCAAACUCCCAAACAAUCAAGAAGUACAUCCUCAUUACAUAGAGACCGCAGCUUAUAAUAGCUGUCCAAAGUUUCUCAGGGGAGGCUGUCUUGCUGCAUUCGAGAUAUCAAGAACAACUGCUCUUGUAGCUGAAUUAAUGCAGAGAAGUGAAGGCAUCAAUGUUGGUGUUCUGAGGAGUAUCUGUGAAGGGAUCAAGAAAGCUGUGAUGACAGAACAGAAGGUUGAAUUGGGUUUGGUAGUUCUUGUGAAGAGUGGGAGUGUUCCAAAAACUACUUCUGGUAAAAUUCAAAGAUGGGCAGCCAAGGAUAAUCUCAUUAGAGGCAAACUGAAGGCAGUGAUGGCAAUGCAAUUAGACGACGACAAUACGUCGUCGUUCGGGGUCAUGAGUAAUGUCAGAGCUGCAGGCCAUCCCCCAUUGUUAUCUCUUCUGUGAUGUGAUAAUAAAAGAGGUUUUAUAUUUGGUGAAGAUGGGUGAGAAAAUGAGGGUUUUGGCAAUACUCUUGAGAGAAAGAGGGUGGAAGAAAGCUUUCUUUUCCAUGGAAGCUACUUUGCAUUGGUGAAAGCUGCUUGUUUUCCAUGGUGUUGUGUAAUGAUAUAUUUGAAUUCAAUAAAUAUUUAAAUAACCAGAUUAAACUUCUUUUAACAC